UCCUCUAUCCUACUCUAUCCGAUCGACAAAUGACUUCUACCUCUAAGACACUGCUUAUUUUCUGCGAUGGUUCCGGUGAAGACGGUACUCUGACGAACUGGAAUGGAUGGCCAAACUAUACAGCUCCUCAGACUGCCACGAAUGUUCUCCGCUUGUCGCGGGCAGUACGACAGUAUACUACUAGCGGAAGCAAUCGCAAGCAGCAGCUCGUCCUCUACAUGAGCGGCGUAGGUUCGGAAGCAGACUUCGAAGGCAAUCUGGUUGGGUCGAUUCAGUUGUUGACCGGUACUGCUGUUGCAAGCAAGAUUCGGGAUGCGUAUGCAUUCCUUGCCCAGAACUUUGAGGAGGGAGAUGAGAUAUGCCUUUUCGGCGCCUUUCACAGGGGAGCCUAUACGGUCAGGAAAUUGGCUGGUCUAAUUGACCGCAUUGGACUGCUGACAAGAGAGAACCUCGGAAACUUGUUCACGAUCUGGAGCCAACUCGUCAGACAUCAAACACCUACAAUUCCGGCUGACAUACGCAAGACUAGGAUCAAAUGCGUGGGUGUUUGGGAUACUGUCGGGGCCAUUCUUAAUACCGUGGACGCACUUGGCAUCAAGGAUACCAGUCUUCCGCCUACGGUCGACAUUGCGCUUCAUGCGGUGUCGUUGCAAGAUAACAGAGACAUGUUCCUACCCACCCUAUGGGAAACGCCGGCGGAUGGGAUGUUGAUAUCAUUUGCCACUGCAAUAUCAAUUUCAAAAACAACUAAUAUGAUGGCAAUCUUACAGGUGUGGUUCCCUGGCGCCCAUUCUGACGUUGGCGGGGGAUACAAAAAGCAGCACCUCUCUGAUCUGGCUUUGUUUUGGAUGGUGGGAGAGAUCAAGUCGUUCAUCGAGGUCGACACCGAUCUCAUCGCGAAAGGCAUGCAUCCGAGAGUCGAUCCAUGGGGAACGUCGCAGCCCCAUAAUGCAUACCGCCUGCUCAAUCCCAAAGCGAAGAGCAUGGUUCGCCCAAUGGCUCGCUUACAUGGUCCUCAUUGGCAGAUCAUCCGGGAUGGUGUAUUCCACGAGAGCCUUAAACAUGCACCUGCGGACCUCGAACAUCCAGAACAUAUGAUCACUCCAAAAUGUCUCAAGGAUCGCUUCGGUGAAUCGUGGGAGCCGAGUUAUGCUCCGCUCAAUGAAUUCGAGAGGCAUUGCAGGGAUAACUGGGAUCCUGCUAUCGAUGAAGCGAGUCCGACCGUUUCGUUUAAGGGCCUAUCUGAUCUAUUUGCUUCGGUAAGGUGAAAUCUCACUGGCCUUCUGGAACUGCUCAUCGCCAGUUGCUAUACAGUGGAAAUCAGAAGCUGUCGUUUCGAGUAUCAUUGCUCUUCGCUCGCUUGACGGAAAAUACAUGAAGGUCUCCACUGACGAAGGCAGCAUUGCAUUCCACGACCA
Molecule: messenger RNA, 1418 nt
Organism: Pisolithus orientalis
Lineage: Eukaryota; Fungi; Basidiomycota; Agaricomycetes; Boletales; Pisolithaceae
Exons: 12
Coding region: 30-1268 (412 amino acids)
Source: RefSeq, a predicted model, not a curated record